AUAUCUUUUCUGCUGCAUGUAUACGUUCCUCAUUUUCUCAUCUCGCGUCGAAGCGACCGAGCUCGUGCUGUCGGUCGCAGGUUUGUGCAACUACACCAUCCAUUCUUGCUAAGCAUGGCCACAAAGAACAAGUGCAAUUAAUCGAUGACAAUCGGCAUCGACAGUGGAAAAAGUUGGUUCACCGCCGGCAGCAAAAAUACGCAUGAGCGCUUCCCAACUUCUUGGCUUCUUCCAACAGCAACUUCGCUGCGCGUAUACGCUACCGUUCUACCCGUAUUCUUUUUUGUGAUCGUUUUUCCGGAGUGCGUGAAAAGGCCCAGAAAAUUUGAUUCUGGUUGGGUGGGUUUAGAGCAGUGUGCGUCCGCGCAGGCAUGUGUGUGUGUGUGUGUUUGUGAAGGGAAAAAGGACUGUGGAGAGCGUGUCGGGUUUGGCUGACGAGUUUUCCUAGAUGCUGGUGCCGAAAGGUGUCGAAAUGUCGGUGUCUGCGUUGCCGUAGUAACGGCGAAUUGAUAGGUUCACGGUUCUCGCUUUUCUCAUUUUCAUCGUAGCGCGGCAGUGUACCAGGUGCACGGCAAAACGGUUGGUUGUGUAGACGCAUCGUGAAGAAAAAGAAGGUGAAAAAUACGCAGGGGAAGAUUUCUCAAUGGUUGUCGUUUGCUGUCAGCAAGAUGAUUUGGUAUGCACAGAGGGUGCAAAGUGUGUAAAAGUGUUAUUUCCGUGAGCACCUAGUUGGCGUAUCCGGACGGCGCACGGGCGGGGAGGACGAGGCGUUCCGUUUCUGCGACGCGAUUCCGGCGAGAGGAAACGUCAAUCGCUGAUGGACACAGACGCAUCUUGAGUGUUUCCUGUUGUUAACCGGAGUGCCACAAAAAUAUGGCCGUUGCCGCCUGCCUGAAAGCAACCCAGUCAACCGUCGUCUAUUCGGGUCAGCACCAACCAUUGCAUCUGGUAGGAAUGAACGGCGUCGGCAACGUCGGCAUCGCCGGUGGUCACUUGCAAAGUCAGCUGACACGCUCGCUGGAGCGCAUCCUGGAGGAUGCGCACCUCAGCGGGGAGCUGAAGCUGAGCGGACGCAAGCUGAAGGACUUUCCGAAGGCAGCGGGGAAGUACAACCUCAGCGACACGGUUAUUGCAGAUCUGUCGAGAAAUCGAUUCUGCGAACUACCGGAAGACAUCACAUGUCUCGCGUUUUUAGAGCGCCUUUUGGUCUACCACAACACGAUCCGGUCUGUGCCGGAAACGAUACGUGGACUGCAUUCUCUAACUUAUUUAGAUUUAAGAAACAAUCAACUAUCGGUUUUGCCGCGCGAAAUAUGUGCUCUACCUCUUCAGGUUUUACUCGUCUCGAACAAUCGCCUUGCUACAUUGCCCGACGAGCUCGGUCGAAUGGAGAAGCUGACGGAGCUCGAUGCUGCUUGCAAUCAGAUAACACAUCUUCCAGCGCGAAUGGGUGACCUUCGCAACAUGCGUUCGCUAAAUUUGCGCAGCAAUCAGUUAGUUUACCUGCCUCGUGAUCUCACCUGCCUGGAGUUGGCAUUUUUGGAUAUCAGCAGUAACAAGAUCGCUACCUUGCCGGUAGAACUUCGACACAUGACCUCGCUUGUGGAUUUGGAACUUUCGAACAAUCCACUCACCUCUCCACCAGCUAGCCUGUGUGUACGCGGAUUGGUGCAUGUCUUCAAGUAUUUGGAAACGGUAGCGUCGCGGGAGGAAAAAUCUAAAACGGGUAUCGAUGGCCAUGCAACAUUACGACGUACGGCUCUUUCGGCAAAGAAUUCCAGCAGUUGUUUGCUGGACAGCCAACAGCGGAAUCGGAGAGCAAACGUCGACUCUGGAUACUGUACUAGUGAUGGUGGGUUCGAUGGUGGACAACAUGUCGCUCUGGCAACUCAUCCGAACCACGGUGGUCCACAUGAAUCUACAGUAGAUACUGCCGUUGCUGAAACAACGGGGGGUAGCAAUGAUGUGUGUUGGGAAGAAGAAUUUCGGAAGAAUGCCACAUUUCAGGAACAUCAUCCGGAUCGCAAGCAGUUAUCGAACAAUAAUAGCAAUGAUAUAUCGCCUGAAGGAGACAUAACACCCGAUGGCACAAAGAUGGAUGACAAAGGCCGUACACUAUCCAAUUAUCAGACGUAUCGCGAGUACAAGGAAGCAUUGCGUCAGCAGCGUAAUCUUGACUCAGUCUACCGAUCCAAAGAUCAUCCGCUGACACCAGAUAGUGCUGGAUCGGCGACGGACUCACCGGUUAGCAAUGUUUCGCCGUACACAAAAUCUAUCUCGUCGUCCUCGGUUUAUAGCAGCAGCAGCCAAAGCUCUCCAGUAUCGCCACAUCAUACAAUAGGCGUGCAAAAAAUGAACCAAAUUAAUGCAAACCCGAAUAGCAGCUACCACAUGACUGGGGCAACUGGCAGCCAUUCAAGUCCUCUGCUUUCGCCAAAUCGAAACGGUAGUCAAGGCACGACAGUUGAUGAUAGUACUGGAGGUACUCCUAAUAAGCGGCCGGUGCAAAAAGUCAUACCAUCUCGCAACAUUGGCUCAUUACAUCAUAAUCAAUCACCUACACAUUUAAAUGGGAAUCAUCAUGCGUCAGGAGCUGCUUCCACUAGUGUUUCUAAUGGAUCCCAUGGUAAAAAUGCUCUUUCAAACGGUGCUGGAAAAGGAUCUUUGUCUUCAGCAAAUGGAAGUGUCAACAACGAAUACGCUUAUGUGAAACCAAAUAGCCCGUGCAAGUCGACAAGUGGGGUAUUGGCGCACAAUAAUAUUCCUCCUUCGUCGAUACCAAAGCCAACGGUUUCAAAUAAUGGAGGAUUAGGCUUACCGGGAGCUACUCAAAAACCGUUGACAGCGACAGUAGGUUACGUAAAUAAUGCUAAACCGGGACAGAAAGCAAACAAGACUGUCUCGUGGAAUCGUGACGUGCCUACCGAAAAGUUGAGCUUUACCAUGCGUCGGGAGUUCGAUAAGCAGAAGGAGGAAACUGAACUCAUUGAGCAACUCCGGCAAAUUAUUGAAACCCGCUUGAAAAUGUCGCUUCCGCAAGACAUUGCACCUGCGUUAAUGGAUGGUGUCGUGCUAUGCCAUCUUGCGAAUCUUGUUCGACCGAGAUCGGUUGGCAGCAUUCACGUCCCUUCUUCAGCGGUGCCAAAAUUAACCAUGGCUCGAUGUCGAAGAAACGUGGAUUAUUUUCUGGAUGCUUGUCGAAAAAUUGGCGUAGAUGAGGAGUUGAUUUGCUCCUGCCAGGACAUCGUUCCACCAACCGUGGCCGAAUCCUCGUCAACACCGUUGGAGGAUAAUGAUCGGAAGGCGGGAUAUGAUGAUGGACAUGGAUCACAGGAAACUAGUCCUACGCCAAGACCUCCUAAUCCGUUAGCGAUGUAUCGUACGAUCGCAGCAUUGCUGAGUUUGCCGGUGGCUCAGAGCGUAUCACCACCUUCACCAUCACCACUUGGGUUUCUUCGUCGUCCUCGAUCACCACCACCACCGCCACCGCCAACAACGCAAUCCGUAUCAGCCAUAACAGCUGCUGCAACCAACACCAACAGCUCAACAGAGCCAGAGACAAAUUUAAAUUGUGAAAUAAUGGAAUCGUAUGGUUUUUCGACUGUAGGCAAAAUUGAUCAGCAGGGUUCGCAAAUAGUCGGUGACCUAGCAACCACCGGUGAGAAGAUGUUCGAGUAUUCGGACCAACCUACUCAAAGGUCGUUCCGUGGCAGUGAGGAUCAUCGGAAUGUUCCAGUGACAUUGGAUCUUCCCAAGAGUAGUGUUAAACCUGGUAGAAAACGAAAGUUUCCUUCUACGCGAACAAACCGUCGAAAUCAUGGUUCAACCGAUAUACAAUCAAAUUUGAAUGAAAUAAUCGAAGAAUGUGAAUACGACAGUGAUAUUGGAAAGUUUCGUUGUCGCAGCGACGAUGCUGAUGAAAUGGGUUACGGUCUUCCCGAUUACGAAGAUUCGGAAACGAGCGUUACUUCUUGCGACGACGAUAUGAAUGACGUUGAAGUAAGAUAUGAUGAUGAUGUGGGUGGUGAAACAUUCACUCCAACUAAUGCUCAACCCACCAUGGCCGAUUCAAUUGUUCGUCGGCAUAUACCGUCAAACGAUCUUGACACCCCAAUACUGAGUUCAAAGACCGAAGCCAGUGGAACCGAAAAUUUUAACAUCGUUCAAUAUGACGUCGAUUCGAUAAAAACUGAGGAGCAUAAAGUGGUUACGAAGAGAAUCGAAUUUUUUGAAAAUGCUGCAAAUAGCAGUAUGAAGAUACUGAACUGCGAAACGUCUGCCAUCUUAAAUGCUGCGGCAAUCAAAAAUGAGGGGGAAAUUGUCGAAACCCCGCAAGUGUCCAUAGCAAACGAGCCCUACAGUGCUAAAAACGAUUCUCAUCGACGUGAAUCCGAUCACCCAGUGAUUUCGACAAUUCUAUGUUUAGGAACAUUUUUGUUUACGGUCAUUUAUUUAUACUUGUAUCCUUUGUCGUAGUUUGUUAAUUUUUAAUAUUAUGUUUAUUUGUGUUUACAAAAUGGAAUGGGCAAAGUGUUCUUAUAACAAAACAAAAUCUUUUUUGGUUCAUUUUUUUUCUAAAACCCGUCUUUGUUUUGAUUGAAAAUUAGUAUGAAAUGCAUUAUCUAUAUUUACAAAGAUAAUUAUCUUUGGUUAUUAAGAUCUGGAUGGAAAAAAAUCCUAAAAUAUGUUCAAUAACAAUUAUUUAUAUUUACAUAUAUUACAAGAUAGCUUCUUAUUCCACCAACAACAAAUAGUUUGUUGGGAGCUAAUGUUUAGUAUUAUUCAAGGGGGUAAGUGCUUAAAUAAGUGAUAUCGUGAAGUACAUCAUUUGACCACUUACGAAAUUCCAUUGAAAAUAUUUACUUUUUUUUGCUUAAAACAUUAUGUUUAGUGUCAUGAUAAAACAAUGCUUCGAAAUCAUCACUUCAUUUCCUUUGAGGUAACAAGACAUCACCUCAAGAAUCAUUCAAAGUGGCUAGUGACACAAUUCAUUUUGCUUUGAAUUAAUUUAAAAGAGGCUUAUUUAUUUAUUUUCUGUAUUUUUCUAUAUUUAUUUUGAAUAACUUUUAUAUUUUUUUUAAUUUGAAAUGCUUUUGAAAUCCAAGUGGAGGCACAGUACUUAUUCAAGUGUUUACCAAUUUAAAUUAAAAAAUCAGUUCCAUGAACGUAUAACUUCUAUAUCUAUUAGAUUAGAUAAUUUUCUCCUAGUUGGCUAAUUUGAUCUUAGCUUUUUAGUGCCAGGAAAAUACAAUCAAUAAUCAAAAGUUGGACAGUUACUAUUACUUAAGCAAAUGUGUGGCUACAACGCAUGUUUAACGUGCAUGGUAGGAACGAGACAUAGAACAGGAAAUAAGAAACAAUUUGAGCAGGAAAUUAUACACUUAAAAAAGAGGAGUAAUGAAAUCAUGAGAGUUGCCUUAUAACAAAUAAAAUGUUAAGCACGCUAACCUUUAGCUAAGAGUGUAUCAGUGUCACAGUGAAAGGCAAAUCUUAUUUUUCAAUGAAGCCAACCAAUCUUAGAAACAUUAAAACAACAUUGAAAUAGGUUUAUUUCGUUAAAUCAUGCAAUGUAAGUACAUGUAUUUGGUUAAUACAUGUAAACAUUAUUACGGUACCGGUAACCUGCAUGAAAGUUAAUGGCUACUAGCGUUAUACGAAAAUAAUGCAAAAUAGAACUCGUACUUUAUUUAACUAAGUUUAAUAACGAAUUAUUAAAUUCCAGUAAAAAUUGCACUCAUUCCAUGUAAUGUAAUGUUUUAUAUUACCAAGAUUUCCAAACGCAAAAAUCUCUUUACCAAAUAUGAAAGUUCAAACAAAAGUAAUAUUUUUUUAGAUUAUUUUGAAUGCUAUUUAGUUUAAAAUCGUUUUGAUGUUCUCGUAUCCGUGCGAUUUUUUUGGAAUAUUUUUUUAUCUUUUAAGGCAGAACAUCUCACGACUGUAUCUUCUUAAGUUUAGUUUAAGUGCAUUAGUUUAAAAUUAUGUCUGGACUGAGGCAACUUCCACUUAUUUACAAACAGCAAACCAAAGGGUUUCCGAAGGACGCUGAAAGGGUGCAAACUUGAAUCUGACCGAGUAAAAUAUUUUAUGAUAGUGACAAUAUCCAAACAUUUACAGAGCAGAAUUUUCUUGGUUACUUAUAAAAAUACAAUUGCAGAUAAAUGUUCUCUUCACAGUUGUUGAAUGACAACCGAUGCAGAUGAAGCAUUGAAAUCCCUAGUGAAGUAAUAUUUCACCCUAGUUUUGAUAUAACAUAAAACCUAUUGCUAUACAACAUUGCAAAAGUAGUGCUAAGGUGAUUAUAGAACACAAAGAUUCAGGAAUAGAGUUUAUAGAAGUGUAUAACAUUCUGCAUUGCAAAAAAUACCUUUAUUUUUGUAAUAGUUAUAUCAAUUGCAUCAUUCCAAGGAAUUUGAACAAUUUCCUGAAAUAUCUGUCUCGUUUAAUUCACCGUAUACGCUGUUAAGAUUCAAAAUUAGCAAAUAAUAUUAUUCGGCAAAAAGUUGCAUUCAUAAACAACACAAGAUCCAAAAUAGUAAAUGUGCACUUAACAAGGGCCUUUUUUAAUUUGCAUUACACAGGAACGAUCUACAUUAAAAUUAAAAACACAGAUACAAUAGCUUUCUUGGUCGGACACUUUUCCUUAUGCUAUACACACACGCCGUUUAAGACUGCUAGGAAAGAAUAAUUUUAUUGAAGAAUUGUUGUAGCUUUCCCUAAUACCAUGUCCCGCUCAUGCUAAUAGCAUGACUAUUAAAUUAUCGACAAAAGAAAAGCAUUAUCACGCUUAUACAUGCAUUGCUGUUUCCAUAAAACGACAAUCUUUUGACUGUCGUUUGUGCUUGAGUUUAUACAAAAUCAAUAAAAAUACAUCUUACGUGUAUGGGUUUCUCGACAGCGA
Molecule: messenger RNA, 6898 nt
Organism: Anopheles merus
Lineage: Eukaryota; Metazoa; Arthropoda; Insecta; Diptera; Culicidae
Gene: Lrch
Product: leucine-rich repeat and calponin homology domain-containing protein
Exons: 9
Coding region: 874-4476 (1200 amino acids)
Molecular function (GO): protein binding
Source: RefSeq, a predicted model, not a curated record